AUGGAAGACGUCACGGCCUAUUGCUCCUGGGCUGAUGCGCAACUUCCGGAAGACCAUUCGUUUCUUCGGGCUUUGCCGACUGAAGUUCGGUCACUCAUUCUACAGGCGACUUCACCACAUUACCUCGACAUUCUUGCUGACGUAUCGCGAGACCGACGAUACGCAGAUGCAGUCUUUCCGCUUUACAAACCACUUUUUCCGGAAUUGCUGUCAAGAUGGGACGUCGCGACUUCAUCUUCAAAUCUUGGCGAGAUCAUCUCUACCUUGUCCUGUCUAGCUCGAGUCUUGCCACUUGCUACCUAUCUCCGUUCUCAUGUCAGGUCACUCCUCCGCACAGCUCAGUUACGGCAUCUGCUGUUUGACGUGCAGGACCCCGGCCCUGAGCUCGAGGAUGAUGCGGCACAAUCACUUUUGCUGUCGCUGUUUCGCUUCCUGUCUUACGACCGGGACAUUCUUUCGGGAGCUGUCGCGGCCCUCUUCUUUUCGUCGUUCCUGCAGCACCGGUCCCUCCCACUCAGGUACUUGGCUAUCCAGUGCCUGUGCAUGAUGAUGCAUUUUGCAGAUGCAUAUUCAGAGAAGUUGGUCGAGACGUACAUCGGCAAGCAAGCGAUAUUGGGCGAGUGGGAAGGCAGAAGUAUCGACUAUCGACUCCUAAAGCUUUGGGAAGAGAGAAGAUGGAAAGACCUGGCGAAGGCAGCCACUACAGUCGAAAAGUCCUGGCAAUCGUUAUCCCAAGCUCCUGCAACAACCCGCAAUAUGGGUCAUGUUGACCUCUCGCCGCACACCACCAACAUUGGUGGAGUCCUACAUCCUCGUUCUCCUGAACACACUUCACCCAUAUCAGAAUCAACCUUUGUUCUUACAGCCACGGCAAAACGCAACUUGCAUCAGCUGGGUCAAUGUCUCUUGGAACCUAAACCAAUUUUUAUAUCAGGCCAGGCCAGCUCAGGCAAGACUUCGCUCGUCCAUGAGGUUGCGAGACUCCUCGGUCAACAGGCGUCUAUGAUUACACUGCACCUCAACGAACAAACAGAUGCGAAAAGCCUGCUUGGGAUGCAUACGUCGUCAGCCGAUGGCAACUCCUUUACCUGGCAGCCCGGAGUCUUGACGAAAGCCAUGCGACAGGGAAGGUGGAUCCUGGUAGAAGAUAUUGACAGGGCGCCGGCCGAGGUCAUGGGAGUGCUACGUCCUAUCCUUGAAAAUGGUGAGCUUUUCCUGCCCGGUCGCAAGGAGAAGAUCCGUCCAAAGGCUGGCUUUCGCAUCCUGGCAACGAUGAAGACUGGUCCUCAAUCUUCCUCUGCCACAUCUUCUCGGCACUCCUGGCUACUCAACGCGCGGCUCUGGACCACAGUUGAAACCUCUCCUUACCCACUGGAGGAGGUGGAGUCCCUGCUUCGUGCCCGGUAUCCUUCUGCUGCGGUAUUCACCACAAUGGUUCGACAGGUCCACGAGAGUCUUCUCCGCUUGUAUGACGUCCAUCACUCCCUCAAAGGCCUUCAGACGCGUCAGCCGACGGUGCGAGAUCUGCUCAACUUGUGCAGGAGAAUUGUCCGCAGGUUACGCGCCUAUGGUCCCGUCUCGGAAUCGACUGCGCUUCCAGAACAGAUUAAACUAGACAUCUUCAAGGACGCUGUUGACUGCUACGCGGGCUUUUUGAACAGCGAAGAAUUACACGAACUUGUGGCCGCUAGUAUCGCUACGUCCAUGGACAUCUCUCCGCAACGAAUGCGAUACUACCUGAACGACGAACUCGCAAGCGUAGUCGAGCACAAUCAAGUAGUCCAAGUCGGUCGAAGUACUCUACACCGGAUUUCCAGCCGUCGUCGGCAGCCAAAGAAAGCCGCUUUUGCACUCACCACCUCGGCGGGAAGAACGCUUGGCCGUAUUGCGGCCAGCGCCGAGUGUUCAGAACCUACCCUCCUGGUGGGUGAAACUGGUGUCGGGAAGACUACUCUGGUCCAGCACGUGGCGAGCUUGGUGGGCCAAACACUUACCGUGGUCAAUCUUUCGCAGCAAAGCGAGGCAGGCGAUCUCCUGGGUGGACUGAAGCCUGUGACCACUCGAUCCCUGAUUAUUCCAGUGCUGGAAAAGUUUAAUGCCCUGUUCGAUGACACAUUUUCUACCAAGCGGAAUGAGAGGUUCCAGAUCGCUAUGGCAAAGGCACUCGCCAAGCAGAACUGGUCACGGCUCAUGAUCCUUUGGGAGCAAGCCGUCCAGAUGGCUGCGACCGCGCUCAAAGCUGUUGAAGCCCCCAGCACCGACGGAGUUGCUCAUACAAGCAAGAAGCGAAAGCUCGAAACUCCCAAGUACGAAGUCCUGCGCCAGAGAUGGGCUGACUUCUCUGAGGUCUUGAAACAAGUUCGAUCUGUCGUCGACCGCGGUGACAGGACCCAUGCCUUUGCCUUUGUUGAAGGCAGAUUGGUUCAAGCCGUUCGGGAAGGCCAGUGGGUACUUCUUGACGAGAUCAACUUGGCACCAUCCGAUACGCUUGAUCACAUCAUCGGUCUUCUUCGGAACGGCGAUGAAGGACGACCGACGCUGCUCCUCGCUGAGGCAGGCAAUAUCGAGACAAUUAUUGCCCACCCGAACUUCCGAGUCUUUGCUGCAAUGAAUCCGGCAACGGACGCGGGCAAGAAAGAUCUGCCACCAGGGUUGCGGUCACGGUUUACCGAGAUCUACGUACCAUCCGGCGACGACAACUCAGAAGACUUGACCAAGAUCAUCCAGACUUAUCUAGGCUCUCAGCUCGACAGCGACAGCCGGGCCGCUUUAGACCUUGCAAAUUCUUAUCUCGCGCUCAAGCAGCUCAACGAAGAGCACCAACUGACCGACGGAGCAGGCGAAACCCCCCAUUUCAGCAUCCGGUCGCUGGUCAGAUGUUUGUUAUACGUCUCGCAGCACGGUGCAAGUCUAGGGCUGAGACGAGCCAUGUGGGAAGGGUUUGCGAUGAGCUUCUUCACUGUUUUGAGCAGAGUGUCGGAAGACCUAGCUCUACCUCACCUUGAGAAGCAUCUUCUCUCGAACAUCAAGAACAGGAAGGCUUUCUUUAGUCACCAGCCAAAGAUGCCGCACGGGGGAGAGGACUCCGUUGCCUUCAGACACCACCUUGUCAAAAAGGGUCCAAUGAGUCCCGACGACCAACCACAUUACAUUAGGACCCCAUCAGUCGAGCGCAACCUGCUCAGUUUGGCUCGAGCUGCUUCAAUGGGACGGUUUCCUAUCCUUCUGCAAGGACCGACAUCAGCUGGCAAGACAAGCAUGGUUGAAUACCUCGCAAAGCUAUCAGGCAACAAGUUUGUGAGAAUUAACAACCAUGAACACACAGACCUGCAAGAGUACCUUGGCUCCUACAUCUCUGAUUCUGAGGGCAAGUUAGUGUACCAGGAAGGAGUUCUUGUGCAUGCGUUACGCUUCGGCCACUGGAUCGUGCUUGACGAGCUGAACCUCGCGCCGAGUGACGUACUGGAAGCGCUUAACCGCCUACUUGACGACAAUAGAGAGUUACUCAUACCGGAGUCCCAAGAAAUUGUGCGACCACAUCCGAACUUCAUGCUCUUCGCCACGCAGAACCCGGCUGGCCUUUAUGGUGGACGGAAACGUCUCUCACGAGCCUUUCGAAACCGCUUUCUCGAGAUUCACUUCGACGACAUCCCGGAGAAAGAGUUGGAGGUAAUCCUCCGUGAGAGAAGCCAGAUUGCACCUCCGUUCUGCGCGAAAAUCGUGGCAGUGUACAAGUCUUUGUCCCUUCUCAGACAAUCCUCGCGACUCUUCGAACAGAGAAACAGCUUUGCAACCUUGAGGGACCUGUUUCGGUGGGCUUCAAGAGCUGUGGAUGACUGGCAGUCCUUGGCAUACCACGGCUACAUGCUCCUGGCUGAGCGAGUAAGAGACCCUGCAGAGAGGGCUGUGGUCACACAGACGCUGGAAAAGGAAAUCAAAGUCAAGCUCGAUGAGAACGUUCUGUACGGAAUGACGAAAAUUCCGGAUUCUGUUCGGCAACCUGGCUCACUUGUAUGGACUCCAGCUAUGAGACGAGUAUUCGUGCUGGUCGCUGAAGCGUUGAAGAACAAAGAGCCUGUGCUCCUGGUUGGCGAGACAGGAUGUGGGAAAACCCAGAUCUGUCAGGUGAUCGCGGAAGCGUUUCAGAGACCUUUGGCCAUCUACAACGCGCAUACCAACACCGAGACUGGAGAUCUCAUCGGCUCUCAACGGCCAGUCCGCAACCGCUCGGACCUGGCCUCCGAUGUCUCCGCAAGUUGGCGAGCUCUAGUUCAAUUCGAGGCCGACAACACGAUACCGGCGGAUCUGGAGGUGGACCAGAUCAUCAAAGAAUUCGCAAAGCUGGACAAAGCGAGGUACGACCCUCAUGCGGUGGAGCAGGUUCGAUCCUGCAUUGGCGCAUACCAAUCUCUGUUUGCUUGGAGCGAUGGCAGUCUUGUCAGAGCUAUGAAGAGGGGCGAAUAUUUCCUGCUUGAUGAGAUUUCGCUUGCUGAGGAUUCCGUUCUCGAACGUUUGAACAGCGUUUUAGAGCCCUCGCGAACGAUCCUACUGGCAGAGAAAGGUUCUGUCGAGAACCUGGUCAUUGCCCAUCCGGACUUCCAAUUCUUGGCUACUAUGAAUCCCGGGGGCGACUAUGGGAAGCGAGAGCUGUCGGCAGCGCUGCGGAAUCGAUUGACCGAGAUUUGGGUUCCACCUUUGUCCCGAGAGGCUGAUAUCUUGCCAAUUCUCCAGGAGAAGCUCGACCCAACGAGGCGUCACUUGGCCGAAAAGAUGCUGAACUUCGCCACGUGGUUCCGCGCAGAAUUUCACGGUGUUACGGUUCCAAACAUAGCUCUGCGAGAUCUGCUUGCCUGGGCUGAAUUCGUCAACCUUGCUGGUUCUCUCCCCGAAGACCUGCCAUUCUUACAUGGUGCAUUCAUGGUCUAUAUCGAUUCGAUCGGCGCAAACCCCGCUGGUAUGACUUCGUCAGGGACGACAGACCAAGAUCAGUCCAGACAGAGGUGCCUAGACCGCCUGCAAAACCUGGUGGGCUUGCGAGUCGUCGAACUGUAUCUGCAAACUCCCGAGCUGUCCACCACCGCUGACCGCCUUUGUGUUGGCUCAUUCUGCUUGCCUCGCACCGUUGGUGCCAACCGCGAUGCCCCAGAACUUGUAUUUGACGCCCCAACAACCCUGCGGAACACCAUGAAGGUUGUCCGAGCCCUUCAAAUGACGAGACCUGUUCUUCUGGAAGGCAGUCCUGGUGUUGGCAAGACGGCAAUCGUGACAGCGCUUGCCGAAGCCUGUGGAAAACCUUUCACGCGCAUCAAUCUGUCCGACCAGACCGACCUCAUGGACUUGUUUGGUGCAGAUGUGCCUUCCGGCGAUGACGAGAUGGGAAAGUUCUCAUGGCAAGACGGGCCUCUCCUCAAAGCCAUGCAAUGUGGUGGCUGGGUCUUGCUUGAUGAGAUGAACUUGGCAUCCCAGUCAGUGCUCGAGGGUCUGAACGCUUGUCUAGACCACCGCAGAGAAGUCUACAUCGCAGAGUUGGAUAAGUCUUUUGCCUGCCACCCAGACUUUACGUUGUUCGCCGCUCAAAAUCCUCAUCACCAAGGAGGCGGUCGCAAGGGUCUACCCGCUUCUUUCGUCAACCGAUUCACUGUCGUCUACGCCGACUCGUUUCAACACGAGGAUUUACUGCGCAUCUGCCAAGUACGGUACCCCGAUAUCGACCACGAGCAACUCAACGUACUCAUCAACACUGUCACUAGACUAGAGAACGCCAUAUCUCACAUGUCGGCGUUUGCACAGGGAGGCCCAUGGGAAUUCAAUCUGCGAGAUGUGAAUCGGUGGCUGCGACUCUGCAAAGACCAACCUAGCCUUCCCAUGUCUUAUCACCUGCGGACUAUUCUCAUACAACGUUUCCGCAAUCCUGUUCAGCGGGAAAUAAUACUGAAAGAGGCCGAAGCAGUGUUAGGGAGCAUAACCUCCGAGAGCUUCUACAACAAUAUCUCCAAGACAACUUUUCAAGUAGGCAACGCAUUUCUCUCGCGAGAUAGUGUCCUGCAGAAUAGUCAAUCGCCGAACUCGGCUCUUUUUGUCACACAACUUCCUGCUGCGAAUUCUGUUAUCACGGCCGUCCGGCAGAAUUGGCCUGUUAUCCUUGCCGGUCCCUCCGGUACUGGAAAGACUACGCUGCUUAGACACCUGGCAGCUGCAGCGGGCGUAGAGCUGAUAGAAUUCUCUAUGAAUGGUGAUGUGGACGCCAUGGACCUCGUGGGCGGCUUCGAACAGUACGAUCCGCACCGAGAUGUGACUAUCUUCCAAGACCAAGUCAAAGAAGUUCUGCGACGACGUAUUGCAGCAUCCACCGAGCUUGAGGACAACGGAGAAACACGGGCGCAGCUGCUGAAGAUCUGGACAUACUUCGAAGGUGAUAAUUUGAAGAUCGAGGAUAGUCCAGUGGUGUUGCCUGAGCUUGCUAGACUUCUGCCAGAAGCCGGAGUGUCAUUCAAAAUGUACUCCGAGAGCGUUCGCGUAACUGGUCACCGCGGUUUCCGCUUUGUCUGGAAUGAUGGUGUACUCGUCGAUGCCAUCGAGAAAGGCUCAUGGUUAGUGCUCGAUAACGCCAACCUGUGCAACCCUUCCGUCCUCGACAGACUCAACUCAUUGCUGGAGCCAGAUGGACUGCUUACCAUAAGCGAGCAACAUAAUGGAGGCAACGGCACAAGAGUCGUCAAGCCACACCCAAAUUUCAGGAUCUUCAUGACGAUGGAUCCACGGUAUGGGGAGUUAUCACGAGCGAUGCGAAACCGGUCUGUCGAAAUCUUCUUGCCCGAGGGGCACGAGGUUCAUUGUACCGCCCACCCUGUUCAGUAUCCACUUUCUUCUGCAAUCUGUCGUUUGAGACAUUUGUUCGAAGCGGGCAGUCGAUCACUGCCAUGUCAGGUCAUUGAAGCCACGGUUGACAGCCUCAGUGUUGAUGACAUGGCAAUAACCUCAACUCCUGAUGGUACGCUUCUUGAUAUCCCCGAUAUGAAAGCAUGUCAAGCGGACCUUAGCAUAAGGCAAUCUUUCGAUGCGCAACUAGUGCGUCAGAUAUCUGGUUUCACAGAGGUCUCCACAAGCGCCGAGUGGCCACAACUGGCGAUCCUGAAUGAGCCCCUGGUCUUGCUGAACGGGUAUGUCGACUUUGCCAAGAUCUUCAUACGAUCUUGGUACGUGGUGCGACAAAUGGCCGAGAUUGACUCGAUGUUAAAGAAUGCAUUGAGCCGUGCAGGUACCGUUGCCUUGAAAGAUAGAACGAUCCUUGAGCGGUCAGUUUCUACCACAAGUCGCAAGGAUUUGGGUGCCAUUCCCGACGCUGCUGCCUUUGCUAAGCUACUGGUCUCAUCUAUUGCUACUGCUGUCCGAAGCGCCCUCCACAAUCCGGAGCUGACGGAUUUGGUUGGCGCAUGCGACCGAGUUCUUGCUUUCGCACACCAGAUCCUGGUCCUUUGCAACCAAAGGAACCUUGACACCGCCUACUCCCACGCACACGUGCAGAUUGGGACGCACAUAGCCAAUAACGUUGGACGGACCUUCCCCGAACUGGGUUCAAUUCUUUCAGAUUCCCUUGGAGCUUUAUCCGUUCGUGACCAUGUCCUGACUACGGGCUUCGGGCUCCAGCUCAUGUGGCAUACCUUCCGGCCCAGAACAGCUGCGACGCUGUCUCAGCUCCAUAUCCAGCUUGGCUUGGAAGGCGUCAUUGCGAGGUUUGACCGAAUCUGUCGCUACCUUCCACAACCUAGAAGUUCCUUGUCGACAGUGAGAUCAGACAUGCAGCGUGCUUAUCAGUCAAUUGUCAAGUCGGCGCAACCGGAGAGCUCGUUGAAAGUUCUUGAGGAUGCUGUGACUGACCUGGAAGCCCAGGCAAGACAAGGUUACAAGUUGAAAGGACAAUUCGAGGAUGCGAUGCAGUUUGUUCACAGGGUCAUCACUGUUGAAGAGCAAGAGAACCAGCCAGACCUCGAUUUGCUGACUAUGUUUAUACCAGAACUCGACAAGCCUCUACUCGACAUGGGGGUGGAAGAGCCCGUUCCUAGGGCCUUGACUCGCCUUUCAUCAUUCGGGGCUCCGAUCUUGCUGAGCGGUGGCUGCACUGGGGCAAGACUAGCCCAACAGCUGCUCGCCGUACAAAAACAGCCCCUCGGGAUGCUGAACCAUGCCAAGGAAGAGCUGCAAGUGCUCGCAAGAGUGAUCACCUCCAAUACCGACCUCUUCGGGAACCUGGUUCGACCAAUAGCUGAGAAUCUACGUGUGGUACUAGGAGGCAUGAUGUUCUCGCAUCGUGAUCUUCUGACAGAACAUGCACAAGUCUGCUUGUUUGAGCAGGGCUCAUCUAAUCUUGCUGGCUUGGCUGCUCUUUCGAUUGAGGAUACAGUUAUCCCUGGCAAGGUUCACGAUCCCUUCCGAGACGUAUAUCGAUACCUCCUCCAUCCAGUACUACUGCGUCUCGUUGAGGAUGAUUCCGGUUCCGGCCCUCUGGAGUUCAAAGAGCUGAAGACAUGCCUCGUGGACUUGUCCUUGGCUGGGCUGAUUCUGAUGGUGCCCGACAAGGUGUUUGACCCAGCCAUGGGUCCAACUAUCGCGCACCACCUUCACGAAUGCCGAACUGCUUUGGUUCGGAGCAGGAUUGAAGGCCACCGACAAUUCCAUCGAGAGCUGACCGGGCAAGACACAGCUCUUGUUAUCCGCAUCCUUGAGCGGGAGCUAGUCGAGUUGGGAACCAGUUCGCUCCCACAAGCAGUGCUCAGGCCGAGCAAAGAGAAACACUUCAAGCUUCAAGAGGUCUUCAACGGGAUCGUGCAUGUGAUCUUGCAUCCUGGGGCCACUGGUGCUGCUCCGAGUAUGCAGCCAGGCAGUGCAGAGUGGGUUGCACAGUGGUCUAGUCCACGAGACAGAUCAAACCUGAACAUUAUCGUCGAGCGCCUCGAGAAGGUCGAUCGAAUGUACGACGACUUCGCGAAACCGAUACUGUGGUUCUUGAAAUGCCUGCGCCAGGGACUGGAGCUUGAAGCAGCAGGGGAGCCUAGAGUCAAGGAAAGCGACGCUAUGGAUGAGCUCGUCGUGGCCACCCCGCUGCUGUCUACAGAUUCUGUCGCUUUUCACAAUUGGACCAUCAGUCCAACCUCACCUCCAGACCUCAAAAUGCACUGGCUUUGUUAUAUCCGGCUGAGGAGUGCUCUGGCACGGAAGCCUUGUCGGGUCCCAGUGGAUGACUUCCUCGGAAUCCUUGACAGCUUUUAUUACGAAUGGAAAGAGCGAUUGGCUCGUGACCAAGUUGAAGCUGCGGAAAAGUCUCGAUACUACUCUUAUCGUGGAGAUUCGACCCAGCUCGAAGAGGAGGACGAGCGUGAGAUGAAUGAAAUGUUCCCGAGUUUCGAUAACGACGUGGGACAAGGUGGAGUACGCACGAAUGAGUGGGAUGCGCGUGCCACUGCAGUCAAGCUCAGUGCACUGCACCAGAAGAUCUACUCGGAGCAGAAUGCGCAAGAAACUAUUCAAGCAUUCAUUCUCUCCGCGGUUGAGGCCCUAUCCAAAAAUGCUGAGACCAAUACUCCCAAUCCAGAGAUCUCCUUCAUGGCGCUGUUACCUGCGAUUUUGCUGCAAAUGUCGUGCAAGAUGACCGAGCUGAACGGCAGUCAAGAAGUCCACACUUUCAAUAUUUACGCUGACUCGGACAUUGCGCAGAGUCAGAAGCUUUUUGACCUUGUGCACCAGAUCCAAUCCAGGUUCUAUACAGUCCAGGAGAAGUGGCCGGAGCAUGCUGUCCCUGCAGAGGUCCUGUCAUUCUGCACCGAGGUCCUCCAUCUGGGCUUCGGAGAUCCGGUUGCCAAGCUCCUGACGAAGACAGAGAAGCUCUUUGAGAUUGUGUCGCAAUGGCAAAGCGUUGCCAGCAAAGAAUGGUCAGUUCAUGAACUUGUUGAGAAGCUCUCCUCCCAGAUAAUCAGCUGGCGGCGCCUGGAGCUGUUAUCAUGGUCGAGGCUACUGGACGAAGAGACACGCAGACACGAGCAAGCCGCCCAGGCAUGGUACUUUAUUGCCUACGAAGCAGUCAUCUACAACUCCAAGAACAUCAACUCUGAUAACGGUGAUUCAAUAAAUUACCGGACGACUCUUGUGCAAACGCUGGAGGAGUUUCUGAAGUCGACAACCCUGGGCCAGUACUCGUCACGGUUGAAACUGCUUGACACACUCAACAGGACCUUACAGGGACAACAAGGCCGCUCCCGAGAAUUGCGGACAAUCGCUGCUUCUGUACAAGCCGUCAUUGAGCACUACCAACGCUAUGAAGCUGGUGUAGAGGCCUCGAUACGGAAAGCUCGUUUGGAGCUCGAGAAGGCCUUGAAUGAGCAAAUCAAGCUUGCAAGCUGGAAAGACACCAACAUCACCGCGCUCCGCGAAAGUGCACGACGGUCACAUCACAAGUUGUUCAAAAUUGUGAGAACAUAUCGGAACUUGCUCAACCAGGCUGUCGUUCUCAGUUCUCCAGGAGAGGCAAUUGGGCAGAUACCUGUAGCGCCGCUUGUCACGGAGCUAAAUUGGCCUCAAAGCAGUGAAGAACGAGUCUUUGCGGCUGUUGAACAAUGCCGGCUACGGCUGCAAGACUGGGACGGGCGGCCUGACCGUCUCACCAAGCCUUUCGGAGCUGCCAGGAGCAUGCAGCACCUGUACACGUCCAAGACCACCGAUUUUGACGUUCAUGACGAGAUAAUGUCUUUCCGUCAAGAUCUGACGGAGAGCCUCAAAGAGUUACGUACGCAGACUCCCUCGUUGCUAACGGAGGAGAAUGCUCCGUUUGUCCGUCAUUUGCAAGAGAGGAAGAGACGGUUGCUCGCCGAUACCCUCAAAGCGGUUGCGCAUAUGGGCAUCAGGAGGAACCUCCCAACAUCUGAGCUCGAGAAACAAUCCUCGACCGCCUCGAUCUUGGCUUUGCCCAACCAUGUCGCAAUUCAACAACGUUCGCCAGCCGUGGCAGCUGCAGACAGCACAUUCCAUGAACUGCUCGAUGUCAUGUCCCAGGUUCGCGCGGCGCGGACAGAACACUCUGACGACCUAACCGAUGGCGAAGUCAACCGCUGUGUAGGAUUGUUGGAGGGGCUGUUAUCUGUCGCCAUCAGUCAAAGGCAGGCCAUUCCGCAGCAGGCGCACGACUUGGGUGUGAUUCGCUCACAGUUGGCGUUGGUCCAGUCCGUCGCGGCUGCAUCGCCGGAUGAGCUCGUAUGCUCGACAACCUCGAACGACAACAUUCAGGCGGUACAAGAACGUCUUGCAUGGCUGACUGAGAUUCUGGCGGUCGGAUGUCGCAUCUUGAUAUUCCAGGGAGAGCAUGCCAGUCUUGACCUGAGAGACCUAAUCACCACCCUCCAGUCUUAUGCGAGCCAGACCGAGGACCUGAAGAGAGCACUCGGUGACGUCCCUGACGCUCCACCGGGAAUGGGGUGGAAUAUUUCAACCAUCAUCCUUGACAAGACUGUGAUUGUUCUGUCUCAAUUGGAUUCAACUCUUCGAGACUGGCAAGCCAGGGAGCCCCGUAUCGAGUUUCUUCUCUCCAAGAUUCUCGUGUGGACAGUGGGAUUGCCACUAGUCCCGAACGUGGCUCAGAGCCUGCAGCCACAAAUCACACUUGAAGAGUUCGACCGGGAUCUCAAAGACACCAUGGAUCAGAUCUUCGUGGCUUUGCAGAGACUAUCUGCCGGACAGCCAGAUAUGCCCACGUCAGAGGAAGAUGCGGGCUGGUUAAUCAGAUCCGACAAGCACGUCGUGGAAGGAAUUCGAUUGCUACAAGUUGGCAGCCUCGCUUGUCGAAUUGAUCAACAUGUUAUGUGCAAGCUCCAAUUUCUGUCUCCUGCAGACCUCGAAGCGGGGAAGAACUUGCUGGUCAUCGCUAUGCCUAUUAUCACACAAUUCUACCACAUCUACGAAAAUUUCCACAAUCGCCAGACCGCGACUUACCUUGAAGUAUGUCGUCUCGCGUUACAACUAGCGAGAUCUUUUACGACACUCGUCAGCCAGGGGUUUUGUCGUCCAUCAGAUCCUGCUGAAGGACAAGAAGAGCAAUCUGGAAAACUCGAAUCUGGUACAGGGCUAGGUGAAGGAGAGGGGGCCGAGGACAUCAGCAAGGACGUGCAAGACGACGAAGAUCUGUCGGAGCUUGCGCGGGCGGGACAGAAGGAGGAGCGAGGCGAUGAGAUGGAGCAUGCAGAAGAUGCCGUGGACAUGGGAAAUGACGAUCUGGAGGGUGAGAUGGGUGAUAUGGAUGAGAAGGCUUCAGACGAUGCGAAUGGCGAGGAUCGAUCUGGAGACGAAGACGGGAACGAGGUCGAUGAAGAAGCGGGCUCUGUUGAUGACCUCGAUCCUGAUGCUGUCGAUGAGAAGAUGUGGGAUGACAUGAAGAACGAGUCCGAGAAGCAGGACAAGGAGAUGAAGAACGAUAAAGCAAAGGGAAAGAAAUCGGACGACAACACUGCUGCCGAUGGAGAGAACGCCGACGAUGGUGACCUAGAAGGAGAACAAGAAGAGGUGGAGGAAGGAGAUGAGGAGGGUGAAGGUGGGGAACGGCCUGAAGGCGAACAGAUGGAUGCGCAUGUGGACGAGGAAAAAGCCCUAGACCUGCCCGAAGAGCUCAACCUGGCUGGUGAAGACGAAAUGAAGGACGAUGAGAUUUCUGACGACGGCAUGGAUGAGCUGUCGGAUAUCGAGGAUUCGGCAGAGCAGACUGGUGGUGCUGAGGCCGAUGGAGCCGAAGACAGCGAAAAGCAAGAUCAGCCAUGGGAUGACGCGGCUGACAAAGACGAGAUCGCCGCCGAAGAGACCGACGGCGACAAUGCCGUUGCUCAUGACGACGAGAUCAUGGAGGAUCAGCCCGAAGAACUGGAAGACGACCCAGACGACCAAGAUACUCGUCAAGACGACACGGCGCACGACGCUGAAGAGAACGCUGGUGGAGAGUCCGGAACUGCCAACGAGCUGCGAGAUGACCUUGAUGCAGAGCAGGACGCUGAAGGGAUGAAUCAAGCCGACAAGGAUCCAAACCCUGAGCAGUCCCAGCCGGGCAAAGCACCCAACAAUGGGGAAGAGGGCAAGAGUGGAGAAGGAGUCGUCGAGCGUGGUGAAGGACGGGUCGAGUCGCUUGAUCAUCAGCAGAACGAAUCACUGAAGAAGUUGGCUGAUGUCCUUGAGCAGUGGCAUCAACGACGUGAGAUUCUGCCAAGGUCCAAACGUGAUAAUCAAGAGAUACAGAGUGAGAACGUGGAUAUGGCAGAUGCAGAUUUGGAGCAUGUCCAGGAGGAAGAUGAAGGGGAUGCACAAGCCUUGGGAGCUGCGGGACCCGAGCAAGCGCAGAAUCUCGACCAAAGCAAGGCCAUCCAGGACGAUGACGCUGAAAUGGACGAGAAUACGGCACCACCCGACGUUAUGGAACCAGAAGCAAAGGAGGACAUCACGGAGAGAUUCUCUCGUCUCAAGGCUCAGGCUAAACCAGCCGAGAGCAGAGAUAUCGGUGCUUUUGUUCCUGACCGCCAGCUCCAACAGCCAGAGGACGCGGAUCGACAUGAUGGCACAGAUGUUGCGUCGGAUGAUCUCUCUCCUGAGAUUGAACACCUAGAGCUUAGCAACGACCCAGCAGACGCGACCAAUCAACCGACCAGCAGCACGCACGCUGCUCAACUUUGGCACGAAUGCUCGACGAGCACACAUCAGUUCUCGCUCAUCCUCACCGAGCAACUCCGCCUCAUCCUCUCCCCGACCACGGCGACCAAACUUCGCGGCGACUACCGCACCGGCAAGAGACUCAACAUCAAGCGUAUCAUCCCCUACAUCGCAUCCAACUACAAGCGAGACAAGAUCUGGAUGCGCCGCUCCGUGCCGAGCAAGCGGAACUACCAAAUCAUGAUCGCCGUGGAUGACAGCAAGUCGAUGAGCGAGUCCGGCGCGGACGUCCUCGCGUUUGAGACGGUCGCACUGCUGACAAAGUCCCUCGCCAUGCUGGAAGUCGGCGAGAUCUGCGUCGUCGGAUUCGGCGACUCCCCCAAAAUCACAGUCGCUCACCCGUUCGGCGUCCCCUUUUCGCCAGCCGAGUCGGGACCCAACACCUUUCAAGCAUUCAGCUUCGGCCAACGAGGCACGGACGUCAAGAGUCUCCUCAAGCAGAGCAUCCAGCUCUUCCGCGAUGCCAGAAGACAACAACAACACCAAGCAAGGGGAAACGAGGAGCAAUGGCAGCUGCAACUCAUUGUGAGUGACGGCCAUAUCUCCGACCACGACGCGGUCGCCCGGCUGUUGCGACAAGCCCACGACGACGAGCGCAUUGUCGUGGUUUUUGUCAUCGUCGAUGCCGGACAGGAGAGUAUUCUGGACCUCAAGGAGGCUGCGUACGAGCGGGAUCCGAGCGCUGCAACAGACGGGAGUGCAGUGGGGAACGAGAUGAAGCUUCGCAUGAAGAGAUACCUUGACGGGUUCCCAUUUCCGUAUUACCUUGUGGUUAGGGAGGUGAGGGACUUGCCCAGCGUGCUGGCUACGGCGUUGAAGGGCUGGUUCGGGAGUGUGGUUGAUGUUCAGUGA
Molecule: messenger RNA, 14583 nt
Organism: Cladophialophora yegresii CBS 114405
Lineage: Eukaryota; Fungi; Ascomycota; Eurotiomycetes; Chaetothyriales; Herpotrichiellaceae
Exons: 1
Coding region: 1-14583 (4860 amino acids)
Biological process (GO): rRNA processing; ribosomal large subunit assembly
Cellular component (GO): nucleus; preribosome, large subunit precursor
Molecular function (GO): ATP binding; ATP hydrolysis activity
Source: RefSeq, a predicted model, not a curated record